This is a messenger RNA of Mya arenaria, 7121 nucleotides long. Its product is annotated as inositol polyphosphate 5-phosphatase OCRL-like. The transcript is spliced from 28 exons. The coding region runs from base 77 to 2914 and encodes 945 amino acids. Gene Ontology annotation, molecular function: phosphatidylinositol-4,5-bisphosphate 5-phosphatase activity; inositol phosphate phosphatase activity. Lineage: Eukaryota; Metazoa; Mollusca; Bivalvia; Myida; Myidae. The record is from RefSeq and is a predicted model, not a curated record. Gene Ontology annotation, biological process: phosphatidylinositol dephosphorylation; signal transduction.
AAAAAUAGUUGGCAAAUUCCAAAUCGAUACUUUCAAUUUGAUUUUUGGUUUAUAUUUUGUCAAUGUUUCGUGAACGAUGGCUGAUGCUGCAGCUUCAGUCCAUAGAUUUGUGAAACAGAAGCUGUCAAAUGAUGAAAUUUGCCUUCUUUGUGUAGAAGGCAAGGAACUGGUGGAGGGUGCUGGCAAGAUCAGGAAGUUUGUCUGCCUCAUAGAAAGACAGGGUGACCAUGCAGUGUUCGUGUAUGUGAGUAAGAGUGUUCCCUGUCAAACAUCAGAAGAUUUGAGGUUGGAAAACGUAUUUCCUAUCAGUGAAGCCCUCCGUGUUGUCACAGAGAUACCCCAGACUGUUCAAGAUGGGUACAUGCUGGCCCUACAGAAUGACAGCAAUAAGUGUAUGUUUGAACUCAGCCAGGAGAACUCUUCCAAGAACUUCAUUGUGGAAUUGAAAAACAAGAUGGCCAUUCAAUCCCAGAAUGCAGCAUUCGCACUGCCAUCCACAUUUUCCUGGUUGGAGAAAUACAGCACCAAGCUUCUACACCCCGGCCCCACCCCCUCUGGUGAGGAUAACCCUUUCCAAAAUGAUGUAUUUGACCCUCUCAAGUACAUGCAGCUAGAUAACAGUGGGAGCAAUGUCAGCGUUGAAAAAGCUAGUAACGAGCUGGAUGGUUUCGAAGAUGACUUUUUUAACUUGGCGUUAACUUCAAGCGGUUCAAGCCAGCAGUCGAACAGUGAGUUGACGGAAUCCCUGGACCAGGUUGCACAGAAGCAGCUGGGACUCAAGCCGGGAGCCAAUAUGGCCGCUGGGCUCAAGCCGCUGUCUGCGAGGGAAAAACUUGUCGAACAUCAGCUGAAAAACAGACAGAGCGAGUUUGUAGAGAUACAGAACUUCAGGGUGUUCGUGGGGACGUGGAACGUCAACGGUCAGGCUACAACCAACCUGGAUGAGUGGUUGGCUUGUGACAAGGAGCCUCCUGACAUCUACGCUAUCGGUUUUCAGGAGUUAGACUUGAGCAACCAGGCAUACAUUUUCUCAGAUUCUGCCCGGGAGGCUGAAUGGCAGGACGCCGUAGCAAAACACCUCCAUCCACGAGCUGUAUAUCAGAAGUUGAAGUCCAUCCGACUUGUUGGUGUUCUACUGAUGGUCUUCAUCAAGGAUAUACACUGGACUCAUGUCAACCUUAUAGACUCGGACUAUGUAGCCACUGGCAUCAUGGGAAUGUUGGGUAACAAGGGCGGGGUAGGUGUGAGAUUCUCCCUCCAUGACUCCACCCUACUGUUUAUCAACUCACAUCUAGCAGCCCAUCAGGAGGAAUAUGAGCGUAGAAACCAGCUCACUGGAGCACGAAGGUCGGAGCUAUUUGGACGGCUCUUUGUUCGGCGUCCAUCGUCAUGUGUCGAUGCAUUCGAUAUAGAAAGCAAAAUGAAGUUCAAGAGAUUCCUUCCACCACUUACUGUCCAAGAUCAUGAUGUUGUGUUUUGGCUGGGUGACCUGAACUACCGGAUAGACCAGGACAUAACUGUUGUGAAAGACUGUGUGGCCCAGGGCAGAUUACACAAACUUCUACCACAUGACCAGUUGCGGAAACACAUGAGUACCAAUAUUGUUUAUAAAAGCUACUCAGAGGGCGAAAUAAACUUUCCACCCACGUAUAGAUACGACACUGGGACAGACAACUUUGAUACUAGUGAAAAGGCCCGCAAUCCUGCCUGGUGUGACAGGGUGUUAUGGAAGGGUUCAGGCGUUCGACAAAUCAUCUACAGAUCUCAUCCGGCCCUUAAAAUCAGUGACCAUAAACCAGUCAGCAGUCUCUUUGACACUGGGAUCAAAGUGGUACUGAAAGAGAAAUACAAAAAAGUGUAUGAGGACAUUAUGAAGCAGCUAGAUAGAUUGGAGAAUGACUACCUACCACAAGUGUCAUUAACCCAGAGGGAGUUCCUGUUCCUGGAUGUGAAGUUUAUGGAACCCCAUGAACUGAUUCUGGCUGUAGCAAAUACUGGACAGAUCCCAGUGACAUUUGAGUUUAUAAACAAGCCGGAUGAAGACACAUAUUGCAAACCCUGGCUGAAAGUGUCCCCAUCAUCAGCUGUCAUUGAACCAGGUGACAGUGUGGAGAUAUUCCUGGAGGUUUUGGUGGAUCAUCACAUUGCCUACCAGUUCAACUGUGGACACCAGAAGAUAGAAGAUAUCCUCGUACUUCACCUGCAUGGUGGCAAAGAUUUCUUUAUACCCAUCAGUGGUAACUACAUUGUGAGCAGUUUUGGGUCGUCCAUCGAGGCACUGGUGCAGAUGCAUGGGCCGAUACGGGAGGUCCCCACAGCUGAUUUGGUCAAUAUGGAGCGGCCUGGUAGCCUUGACAACGUAGACACACAUGCAGUAGAUACCCGGCUGUUAGCUGCACCCAAGGAGAUAUUCAGACUUGUUGACCAUAUAUGGCAAUAUGGCAAACAUCAGGAGGAUCUAUUCCAGCAACAGGGUUUGAACACAGAGAUGCACCAGAUACGGGACUGUCUUGAUACGGGGACACCUGAACAACUACCAGGCGGUAUCCAUUCCGUUUGUGAGGCCCUUCUUCUCUUCCUUGAAUCCCUUGCUGAGCCAGUUAUACCCUACAGUCUGUAUGAAAACUGCAUCAGCGUUAGUAACAACCAUCUUCUAUGUAAACAGGUGAUGUCUGAAGUGCCAUUAUGCCAUAGGAACGUGUUCAAGUAUCUGUGUGCCUUCCUGAGACAGCUGUUGGAAGAAUCGAAAUAUAAUAACCUGGACAUUAAAUAUCUCUGUCCAUUAUUUGGAGACAAAUUCCUCCGUCCCCCACCAGUAAGAAUGACCAAGUCUCGAAGAACAGCAGUAAAAUCUGAGGACAUGAAGAAAGCGGCUUUCCUCUACCAUUUUCUUGUUCGACCAUAUGAUGAAUAGCUUGGCUUUAGAUCUCAAUUUUAAUAGUCUUAGGUAUAUUUAUAAGGGUGAAUGGUCAUUUUUGUUUCUUUGUUGUGUUGCGUGCAAAACACUCUGGCAGACACAUAGAGAUUACUUUGUCAGGAGUUAUCUUUAUCGUCAUCUUACCUUUUGAACGACUUGAUGUAGAGUCUUUAAACAUGGCUGCCACUGAUAGACGACUUAUUCCCGUUUGAUUUACAUGAAGUUGAAUAAUGCAUAAAUUAACAUAAAGCAUUUGAAAACAGCACAAGUCUGCAUAAGAAAAUACUACACUAUGUGUAAGUUGGUUCUGUAAAAAAAAAUGAUAAAAAGUAUGGAAUGCAUUUUUAUGUCAAAAUUUUAAAUUAUUAUUUCAACUUCGAAAAUACAGAUGCUUGAUUUGUAGUGGUUGGGAAAUUUUACGUUUAAAUUUUUUUUUUUUUUAUGGCAGUUCUACUUUGAAUGCUGACAUCAGGAUGUAUAUAUAUCCGCUUUGUUAAACAUUGUCCACCAUAUUACAGACUAUCAUUUCAACCCACCAUGAGCUUUAAACAGCUCAAUUUCAACUAUAUUUUGAUAUUUAUAUUAAUUUAUUUUGUUGCCUGUCAGGUUAAUAUAUGAACAUAUUACAUUUGUAAUACAUUAUAUUCGCAUUUUCAUUCUUUUUAUUAUUAAAGAAUUAUGAUUAAGAUACAAUUCCUUUUUUGGCAAUAUCUUUCUGUUAUUACUACUUUAAACUUUUAAUUUCUUAAAAUAGGCUGGUGUAUUGCUAGUAAGGCAAGAGUUUGUUUUCUUUUGUUUAUACGCAGACUUUUCAGAAAAUAUUGAGAGGAGGAGGUGGUGGGGGAAUUUUUUUUUUUUUUUUGUGCUAGUAUACUUUUACAAUUUGAUGAAGUUUAAAAAAUAUCAUUUUAUUUAUUGAAUUAUGCAUCAAUGGGAAAACAUUCAUCAUCCUGUGAUCUGAUUUUGUUAAAUUAAUGUCUUGUUUUAUAAAGCUAAAAACACGUAAUAAAAUGUGACUGAUUUGCAAAAGGGAUGACGAUUUUCAUUCAAGUUUGAAUUUUUAUCCCAUUUUUUUUUAUUUCUCCAAUGAAUUUACUGGACACAAACAAUACUCAUAUCAUUUGAACACAUUUUUGUUUUCAAACAUGUAAAUUUGAAUAAAUAGUACCUCUUUGAAAAAGAUGUCCCUAUCAUACAUUUGCAACUGUUGUAAACCAAAUUCUGUUAAGCAUUUUAGAAUAUUGUUUUUGAUAUUAUUAGUUUGCACCAAAUUCUGUUCAAAUUAAUGAUGUGCCAGAUUAAUAAUGUCAAGUUGUUUAAUGUAGACAUAUUUACACCUUGGGCUUGUUGCUAAAACUGUUCAAUGUCAAAUGUUAUACAACCCAAUCCUAUGCAAGGUACUUAGCACAUUACACCACCUUAGAAUUCUGCUUCCUCAAGGAUACCACUAGUUUGAUUUUGAUUGUUGCAUAACAAAACUGCAUUUAAAAAAUACAUGGACUUAACUUUUCCCACUCAUUUUCUGUUGGCUAACUUAUUUUAUUUUUAUCCGUAUAGUACUAUUUUAAUUUCGGUUGUUGCUUAGAUCAUGAUGGCUCUAAUGUGGUACUCUAAAAAACCUACGAAACACAACCAUUGUAUGUCAUUAGGUCAUCGAGGGGUGAGCUUGGUCUAUCUAGUGGUAUAUGUGUCCACCUCUCGACCAAGAGGUUGUGGGCUUGAGCCGGACCAGGGAAGUGGACUCGACGCCUCACAAAAAGGACACCAGUGCAAAUUUCUCUGCAGGAAACAGACUCCAGAAUGAUUUGAUAUCACCUUUCAGCUGUCUUCAAGUCAAGCUAAAAUAAAUAAGAAUAAAACUACAAAACCAGUAGGUCAUUGUAAAAUACAUAUAGUCAUAGGCUAGGUUCAAGAAGAUUGAAUUUUGUUGAUGUAUUUGAGAUGAUUGGUGUGUUCAAUUUGAUGAAUUUGAUUGGUUAAUUUUUUUUUUUAGCUGGGAAUUAUUGUUAUAUGGUAGAUGCACAAGAAUUAGGCGUAAAAAAUAGUGUUCGUUUCCGAUUUCAUGCAUACACCAAUAAAUAGAGUAGGUAGGCCGGAAAAUCUUUUGAUUAUUUUUUUAUUAAGCAAUUUGUUUCUAGAGAUUUAUCUGUUUACAAAUAACUAUUGUUCUGAAACAAACAUAUUUUUUCUCGCCUUUAAAUAUUUUAUGGAAACACAAUGCUAUUUCCGAACAUAACAUAAAGUAGUUACAAUGUUUGUGCAUCGAGUCCUAGUUAAUCCAUACAUUCAUUCAAUAUUGUUAUGUUUUAGGCAUGUAUAGCUUAACUGUGAUACAACCAAAAAGGAUGUUUUGUUCCUUUUAUUUCAUGUUUGUUUUUGUUUAAGUCUUUUGGUCAAUCGUCCUCGUUUAUCAAUAUUGCAUGUACUUGUUAUGCUCACUGUAAAAAUCCAAAUGCUUUUACUGCUUAAUGAUAUGCGAUAAUCAUCGUUAUAAUUAUUAUACCUCACUCGACUUUGCAGUGUUAAAUUCUCAUUUACCCAUCAUUGGUAAUUUCAUACUGCCACACAUCGACAGUACGGUUUUGACGAGUUGACAUGAUACUGUCACAUAGCAUGAGUGUCUAAAAUUAUUCAUGUCUGGUCUCCUCAAGUCUGAGUAGGAAAGCCCUUAUAAAUUUGUGAUGUUAUGCUGCAACUUCCAGUGUUUGCAACUUGUUGUUUAUCAAUACUUCUUUUGUUGCAUUUUAAAGCUGCACUCUCACAAAUUGAACAUUUUGACAUAUUUUUUUCAUUUUUUGUCUUGGAACGAGCCAAUUUGGGCGAAAAUCCAUGGAAACCAGUGAUAAAAGACUGCUGACAAAAACUAGAUCGCAGAUUUUUAUAUUUAAGUUCAAAAAAUCAUUCUUUAUUCAUUUUUCUUAAACCGUUAGUAAUGGUUUAAGCCAUAAAACAUUAAUUUUCUAACGGAUAUAUGCAAAUUUGCGCUCUGAUUUUUUGUCAGCAAUCUUAUAUCAUUGGUUUGCAGAUAUUUAUGCAAAUAUUUGCUCUUUCCAAGACGAAAAAUAAAAAAGUUGUAAAAAUGGUAAAUCUGUGAGAUAAAAUAUCGCAUGUCUACUAGAGUGACAGUUCAUAUUGUCAACAUUUGCCUCGGGUAACAGCAUUUUCCUCAUGUUGACAAUAUAUACUGUCUGUGUCACACUGGAAGCCAUGCAAUAUUUAUAUAUUGAUUGCAGUUUGUGUAAAAUAUUGCAUAUUAUUGUUAGAAUCUCUUUUUUAUGUUUUCACUGAGCAAAUGAAUGAUGUCACUAAUUUAGUAGACCGUAUAGAUAGUAUAUUUUUUAUUUAAAUUGAUUAUCUAAUAUAUAAUCAAAAAAUGUUAUGAACAUUUAAUUUAAAAGCCUAUGAGCCUGUUGGUUCAAAGACAAAUUUUCUUUGAAGUCUUUAUUGAUCAAUUAAUAUUUUACAGUCACAAAAUACAUUCUUCCAUUUUUAACAUUUUAAAAAUAAGGGUUUAAAUUUAGAUUUUAAUGAUUUUUUUUUAUCAAUCUUAUCAAUGUUUUUCAUGAAUAUUUGUCUAUUUGGGCAUUUAUAGAUCUAAUUUACAACUUCUUUUGAAAUAAAAUUUGACAAAUUAUAUUUUUUUCUUUAUAUUCAAAAUAAAAAAUAAAAGAGAAUUAAGGGGCCGAAAUGUCUCAAGUCAAUUUAAUUAAGGGGACGAAAUGGCAGGGCCGAAACGUCUUAGGGGCCGAUUUGGUAAGGGGCCGAUUUGUCUCGCUCCGGCCUGUUUCAUUAAAGGGUCUUUUUUAAUUCAAUAUGUAUGACCAUCACAUAUGACCACUAAUUAAAAAUUCAAAUUGAAUAAAAACUAAGUAUUGUUCUUGGAAAUAUAUGUAAAAGUAACCAAGGUAUAACACUAAAAUAUUUUCUCUUGAACACUAAAAUCUUCAUUGAAAUUGGCCCUAAGUUACAUAGUAGGCAGUGUCGGUCAGGGAUUGCGUACAAUCAUCAUUUUAGCUACAAUGUUAAAAACAGUGUGAUUAUAAUAAGAAAUAGUUUCCAUACUACAUGUAUAAAUCAUGCCUUCAUCAAUGUGAAUCCAUCACUCCUAGUGUGUCAUAUUCCAGUAUACUGCAUUAGUAUCAAUGUAUUAUGGUUGUUUGUUAUAUCGCAAUGUUGUACUCCUGUAAUGGGUAUAUAAAACGGA